CGAUGGCAACACCAGCGGCGACGCACGCAGUGGAGCGGCCUCGCCCGCACCUUUACGGCGGAUGCAGUCGUACGAUAAUGUCGAGACUGACCCUCUUAAGGAUCAAAAGGUGACUUUGGAUCUACCUACUGUUCUAUUAAUAGGUUCUAAGUCGUGA
Molecule: messenger RNA, 157 nt
Organism: Sphaeroforma arctica JP610
Lineage: Eukaryota; Ichthyosporea; Ichthyophonida
Exons: 1
Source: RefSeq, a predicted model, not a curated record